Pocillopora meandrina is the source of this 4815-nucleotide messenger RNA. Lineage: Eukaryota; Metazoa; Cnidaria; Anthozoa; Scleractinia; Pocilloporidae. The record is from the annotation of a GenBank genome assembly.
AAAAGGAACAGAUGGAGACGAACUUCGACGUGUUUCUAUUAUGACUGGAGCUGUAGUGAAAUCAAAAGGACACGAUUCUCGAGUGUAUGUGAGUGGAUCCGAGAGAAACGCAAAGCAUGCCGAGUAUGUGAUAAAAAGCAGAAUGGUGAGUUUAACACUGAAAUCAUUUCAUGUUAAAGAAAAUAAAUAAUAUAAACCCUACCAAAUGUGAGGUGUCUCUUAUUUAAAACAGAGGGGAGGUCUUUUUCUCACUUAGGUCAACGAUUUUCCUGUACUGACUGUAAACCUUUGUUCCAUAGAAAUGCUUGGCAGAUAAGCUUUUUUUCGCUCUGUUUUAGGCCGCGGCAAGAAUCGGAGAUAACUCAGUCUGCGUCUGUAUUGACGACAAAUAUCUCCCGGAAGAUUGUGAAUUACAACUUGUAGAGGAAAUGGAGCACUCAAUACUUUCAUUGGGAAGUUCAUCUCAGUAUCGUUUGAAACCUUGUGAAGAAUACGAUAUGGAUGCAAAGGUUUGUGCCAAAAGUGGCUUAUGGUGAAAGGCGUUUAUGGGUCAACACUCUGCAAUCAUUCUGUCUGUCUGCAGGUAUAUCGGUGCAAAGUUAGCGAAAAACGACCGUUCAGGGUUAAAUAAUAGACGCACGUGAACGUAAUGACUAAGCUAAUAAACUGCUGAUGUUUAGCUAGUUUUAUUUAAAUGAUUAAGUAGGUAGUGAGUGUCGAAUUUUAUGAUAUAAUUCCAAUGCAAAGCAACUGAAAAAAUACAAUAAUCCAACAGAAGAAAUGCCUCCCUACCUGACAGGAUCGAUUUUAAUGAUAGGGAACUGAUGCGCUCGAUCAAGCUGUUGCAAAAUGUGAUGACUGCAUAGAGAAAAGGGUUUUAACAUCCCUGAGGAGCUUGAAAAUGAAAAUUGAGUCCGGAAAUUAUCAAAAAGCUGACCUGUGGUGUCAUUUCGGGAAAAUCGUCAUUCGGGAACCAGACGAAGGUAAGGCUUAAGUAAUUUAUAAUUAAUAGAUGAGUAGAUUACUGGGAUGUAAAACACAGGUACUUCUACCUUUGCCUUCCUUUCUUCGUCAUGAGAACGCUGCGGUGUAAUGUUUGUUCUCCAUAAACAAGGCGUUGCUUGACUUUCCUAUCAUAAUUAACUGGAGAAUUCUAAGUUCUCUUUCAAAAUUGUUAAGAGAAAGGGAAACAAUUUCGACAGCCUAUCGUCCAUUGACACAAGUAUCAUCCAUCACAGUUUAGUGUUUAGCAUACAUUAGUUAUCGUCCUAUCACAAAUUCCUUAUUCUGAUUGGCUAUUGUACUCGUUGGAUAAAGGGGGUAAGUUUCUAAAGAAUCUCUUGAUUUGCGUCGGUGGGGGGGGAGGUUGGAAGGAAUUUCAAGAUAACGUGGUUUUAUUAACUGGGUUGAUAACGUAAACUGGCUACCAUAAAGGGUUUCUAAAGAUGACGUUUCGAGUGUAAACGCUUCGUUACUCGCUAUCUUUUCCGGGAUGGUGAGUAACGUGAGUUACCUAACAUUGUAUGGUUGUCAUCAAAAUAAAAUAAAAACUUGAGUCUGUUCUGUUGUUAGGCUUCGGGCAAUUAGUAGAUCUAUGGUAAAGGAAAUUAGAUUAUUCGCUUUCGAUUUCUAUACGAGAUAGUUUCUUUGAGCUUCGCCCUUACUAACUAUCACGUGAUAGAAAUCGAGAGCGAAAGAUCUUGUCGUUGAUUGAUUAAUUUUAAAGGAAUUGGACCUAGUCUGCAUAGAUAAAAAAGAAACCAUUUUGAAGAUGUAAGCCCUCAAGUAAUUGAAAUACCACAUUUGUCAUCAGCUGACCUCGAGGAGACAUGGAGCAUUGAUAAUUCAAUCAAGAAGUUUCAAAGAACAGAAGAGAAUAAAAACGCAUGGCGUGCUACAUUUAAAGAGGGCGUGAACCUUGCUGACAAGGUGGUGAGCGAUACAUUUCCUUAUCAGAUAGGGGAGGACUUCAUGGCAAGACAUGACUUGACGUUUUUGUCCCCGAAAAGCCAAACAAUGCGAUUUAAGGCAAGUUUACCACUUUCAACAUUUGAAAUGACAUGAACCGGUUUCCGUUUCGAAGUUAUACACAAAUUUAUGCACCGGAGGUUAACUGUUCCCAUAAUGCAAUGCAACUUCCCUUAAUGAAUGCUUGUCCAUGGUGGAUGCAAAAAAGAGCAGAGGCAUAAUAAUAUGCGAAAAUAAUAAUAGGAUAGCUAAAUGGGGAUGCUGAGCACAUUAAUUUCCUUCUUAUAUAGGUUCAGAACAGUUCAGGAACACACUCUUUCAAAACUGAUUGAUGCUGAUUUUCAUUGAUUAAAAACUUUCUCAUUCGCUAUUUUUUGUAACUUGUUGGACAUCUACAAUACCUUAUAUGUAUUAUGAAAAUAUUGCGUUCUCUCAAUUAUUCGUGUUUGGCUUUUUUUUCAAAUUUUUAAGUGGCUUUUUUUUCAUGACAACUUAGGUAUGGGUAGCAAAUAAAGAUGUGGGAAAGAAACUUGAAGAAAUACCGAUUCCUUUCGAUGACCUGAAAAAUGUUGUUGAAGAACUGCGGUUUGAAGAUGAGUCUACAAGGGCGAGGUGUCGAGGGUGGCUGGUUUUACACUCCAAGAAAUUUCUCGAUGUUAACAUCAUUUUUCCUGGUUCAGAUGUUGAUUGCAGGAUAAACUUGCGUGCAGUUAUGGGUGAGUCUCCCAAAGGUCUUAUACCUCCAGUUGUCUGUGUGUGUCAUACCGUAUAUGCAUUACUUAGUGCAUGAGUCAUUCAGUGACUGACUGAGUGAUCGAUGGACUGACUACCUGACUACCUGCCUACCCCACUGACGUAGCACCAUAGUUACUUUAGAAACUCACCGCCUUUGAUUCACUGACUGACUGAGCGGGCAAAACGAGAAAGUGAGCGAGUAAGAGGUGAAUGGGUGAGUAACUUAAUGCAUACUAAUUUAUAUCUCCCUCCCUUGUUGCGAAUGUGAUAAGUAUGAACUUAUUCUUAUGUUGAUAUUCUGGUCGAUUUUUUGCGUCAACAGUCCAGUUUCGUUUACAAGAGCUAAGUUUCUGUUGGAAUAAAUUUUGGCCAGACGAGACGGCCGCUUUGUAGCCUAAAACUCACGCAAAAUAUGCUUUAAAUCCUUAAACUAUUAGCAAAGGUGGAAAGGUGAGUAAAUAAUAGACGAGUGAGUUAAUGAAUGCUAAACCCACAUAAAUAUUAAUGUUUGAUCUAUCUGUUUUUUUUCUUAGGUGAUUUAGUUGCCAAAAACAACCUUAAUUGCGAGGAAGAAGAGACACACCUCAUAUCAAAUUAUCUUUCUAAGGUGACAUUUUCCGACGCCGAUGGGUUACGCCUUCCAGAGGACGAGAAAUUACCCCAGGGAUUUAACUUCGUUCAUCAGAGAUGUUCCCGCCGGACUCUCUUCACCCCCCGGCCUGGAUUUACCAUGAUUGUCUCUAAUGAAAGAUCCUGGUACAGUAAUCUCAGAGACGAGGAAAACAAAGUGACGGUAGAAAAAUUUGUCGUUAACAACACAGUUAUAAUACAACUUAUUUUAGUACAAAUUUAGCGUUCAAUCACAAAUGGUGCAAUCUGAGUAGCUACGCUUCCCGUUAUUUAUUUCCGCGAUAGUCACAGAGUACAGGAGGUUGAUCCAACAAUGUACAGUUCCAAACGAUAUAAAAUGAGAAAAGAGCCUGUCUCGAUGUUACGUUGCCAACGAUUAGUAGAUUUAUAGUGAAAGGAUUAAAUUAUUCGCUUUCGAUUUCUGCGCUCACUCAAUAUCACGUGAAAGAAAUCGAGAGCGAAUAAUCUAAUCGUUAAAAAGAAAAUUUUUCCUCAUCAGAUUACCCGAUUUUUUUUUAAAUAUGGUGUUCAUUAGUUUGAAUCGCUGUCAUCUUUCAUUAACAGCGGUGUCGUUAACUAGGAGGUUCAUUAAUUUUCGAACUAAUUUCUCUCUUUUCCUUUAGACGGAUAUUCACCUUCAUUGUGAAAAAUGGGAUCAGCUUCUCAACGAAGAAGACUGGGAACCAGAAACAAUCUGUGCCGAGUUGCCCGAGUUUCUUCAUUUCGUUCGUCAAGUUCAAGAUUUUAUUUCCUGUAAAAGCAACAAAACAGCUGACCAAAAGUGAAGGAUAAUACGUGGUCGGUACAUAUUUUGAUAUAACUCAAUUAAAAUUGUUGACUUUUUUCAUAAAUAUUCAAAAUUCAAAUUUGAAUCUGUUGCGACCGAUGUUGGUGUUUUUUCUGCCUUUGGUGUAGUUGGUAGUCGCUUGUUGGAUUUUCAUUUCUAUCUCAUCCUAGACUUGCCGUUAUUACUUCAAAGAACUGGACCAAAAGUGGAGCAAAGAAGGCUUACUUAAGGAUCUCAAGCAAUGAACUUUGAAGUGAAAAAGUUUUUUUUUUUGUUUGUCAUAAGGGACAUAAAAUUUGAGUUGUUUUCGUCUCAAGCGCACGCCCGACGCGAUUGGUGCGAUCCUCAAAUAACGCCGUAGGAUGUAUUUCAAGAAGCCACAAUGGUGGGAAAAGAAACAUUAAGGAAUAAAAAAAUCCCUUAUUCGACGGAUCAAAAUGUAAAAUGAGCGGACACUUACCUCGGCACUUUAAUUAUCAAUUUAACCAUGCAUCGAAUAAAGUAUAUUUGUUAGGCCAAGUAUGUAAGGGUUUUCCUCUUUCUUGCUUCUUAACGCGUUGAAACUCCUGAUUAAAACUUAAGAAAAAUGUGUGGGGAAGUCAAAAGAAACCAUUCAAACAAAUAUUAUCUGCUUUUUUAUUUGCCCUGGUUUAUCCGGUAUAAUUUACUGGUAAGCCUCGAUUUGAUGUACUCGA